ACCUUCAUAUUUCUGCUUUUAUAUUGCUGUUAAACUCAGAAUUAAUGUAGAAACAAGGUACAGAUAAUGGCAAAAAUUUGUAAAUUAAUGGUGGCGGUGCUAAUCGAGAAGGGCAAAGGUAAAAAGAGAGUGGACGACAUUGUUGGGAGCAUGGCUAAAGAGAGUUUAGGGAGGGAGACCGACAGUGGAAGGGGAAGCCAGGGUUGCAUUCCAUUUGAAAUUGUGUGUUCUAUUUUUUUUUUUUUUUUUAAAUGUGCGUUCUAUCCACUAAUCAAACAAAACUGUUUCAAAUGAAAAGAUAAAUAUAAAUUAAUCAGAAAAUCAUAAGAGAAUCUGAGAUUUCAGUUUUAGCGUAUCUGUUGCGGCUCUAAGCCUUUUAACCCUUGGCUAAAGCAGUCGUUUACAAAAUAAAAUAUAUACUUGUUCAUCAAAGCAAACAAGGUGGCAACUUGCAAUUGGUUUGGUCCUUUAAUAGAUCUCACUGGAACGGAUUCACCAAGUAAUUUCUGUGGAAGGUAUUUUCUGAUUGUGUUAUAUGUGUAGUGCCGACUCAGCUUCAUUGUUAUGGUGUGAGGUGAACAGUCAGUAACAGACAGUACGGCGUCCACCGCCUUUCUCAAAAACAGUCCGCGAAAAAGAACAACGAACCCCCACCAUCUAUUCAUAUUUCAUUUUCAAUUUUCUCUCUUCCCAUUCACAUUUAUCUCACAAAACCCAAAUUCCAUUAGUGAUUCAGAACAAUGCAACCUCAAAUUCCUUUUACCAGCCCAAAUGACAUCAUCAUGGAAUAGGGCAAUUUUUUACGUCCUUUCUACCUCCUCCCAAUCGAUUUCUUACGUGGGUUUUGGGUUUUCGAAAAGGGUUUUCAUUGUUUUCUUCAAUAUCUCUUUACACUGAUAUAUUCUAUAUAUAUAAUAUUUAUAUGUUUGUAUAUUUUACGUUUCUUUGAUGAUGCGGAAACUGGCUGACAGAGAUAAAAGGAUUGUAGAGAACAUGAUGAGAGAUGGAGACUUGUUGAGUGAUGCCCCUUAUGUGCCUUAUUUUAGUCUUCAUCCUCAACAAAAGUCUCCUUUUGGUGGUCCUCUUGUGAGUAGAGUCUCUCUGCGAUCACCAGACCACUCAUCCUCUUCCAGUUCAUUCUCAAAUGGGUUUUGUUCACCCCAGUGCGUUUCGCCAUAUGCUGAAAGAGAAAACAGGGAUGCAGAGAACAUAAAGAAAGAUGGAGAGUUGUUUAAUGAUGCCCCUAAUGUGUCAUAUCUUGGUCUUCUCCGUCAACAAAAGCUUUCUUCCAGUGGUACUCCCGCCGGUAGAGCUUCUCUGCAAUCGCCAGAGCCUUCCCCUUCUUCGAGUUUAUUCCCAAAUGAGUUUUGCUCACCUGAGCAUGGUUCACUGUAUGCUAUUCCUUUAUCUGAGGAGGCUAAGUAUCGCACACUAGGUUCCCAGUACUGGAAUGAAACGUGUUUGGAUUCUAAGUCACCUAAUCAUGAUUCUUAUAAGAUCAAUAGGAGGUUGGUGGAUGAAAUGGGUUUGUCUCAAAGUUUCUGUGGAAUGAGUGUUAGGGAGGACCAAAAUGGUGGUGCUAAAAUGAAGGGAUUUGAGAUAGACUCGGAUGGAUUUGGGUUUGGCUCCGACGAAGGUUCUAUGGAUGGGAGCGUACAAUACAAUGUAAAAAAAUAUGGCUCAUAUAGGGGCUUCAACAAUGGGGCUUUUGGUAAUGAAGGUUUUCAAUCCUCUCCCCAGGGAGUUUCUUGCAGUACUUAUGAUGAUUUGAACUAUGCAUUCAAUGGAUUGCAAAGUGGAUUCGGAAAGGAUGCUCAUGAUUCAAUGAGCUCUUCUUUUGCUCAUAAUCAGUCCAAUGAUUUCUGUUUUGGCUCUGCUUGGUAUGAUAAUCAAAGUGAUUAUCUAUUGGGGAGGAGAAAGGAACAGGGAAGAAGUAGGAGCGAUUGGGGGAUUCAAUCGAAGAACCAAUUUAUUACUGGGCCUUGCCUUGAUGAUCCUCCUAGUUUACCCCCGCAUCCCAAAAUGGCUUCUAAUGGAGGCAGGGGUUUCAUGGAGUCAAUGGGUGCUCCUCAGUCGACGAAUCCCGUGUUGGAUUUGGAUGUUUAUCACCCACUGUAUAGAAGAAGUUUGAUGUUAAAAGAAAGGAUCAGAGCAAUCACAAACAAUGGGCUUUCUCAUUCUCUAAUGCCUGUGAAUGGUGCGGGAGAUGCGAAAACCUUUAGCUGUGAGGACAGUUUCAUAAUACAAGGAAAGGGUAAUCAUGCUUGCUACAAAGGACGUGAACCUUUAAGCAGUGACAAAAAGAAUUCCUUCAAUGAGACUUCUGUGCAAAACCUUCGUGGGAAAUGCAUUAAACUAGAUAGUGCCAUCCUCCAUGGAGGAAGUUGCGAAAAUGAUCAGAGGCUAAACAAUGAUAACCUGUUGCGACUGGUUCCAAGUAUUAAUUUCUUGAGUGAGGUACAGGGUAAUAUAUACUUAAUGGCACAGGAUCAGAAUGGUUGCCGGUGGUUACAAAAGAUUUUUGAUGAGGGAACAAGCCAAGAUGUUGAAAUAAUAUUUAACGGAAUAAUUUAUCAUGUUGUUGAACUUAUGUUGAAACCAUUCGCUAAUUAUGUCAUCCAGAAGUUCUUGGAUGUAUGCAAUGAAGAACAAAGGUUGCAGAUUGUGUUCAGGGUGACUGAAGAACAAGGACAGCUUGUUGAGAUUUGCUUGAACACAUAUGGCACACGAGCAGCGCAGAAGUUGAUUGAGACUCUCAAAACCAGGCAGCAGAUUUCACUUGUGGUAUCAUCCCUGAAACCUGGUUUUCUUGAUCUUGUCAAGGAUCAAAAUGGAAAUCAUGUAAUACAGCGUUGCUUGCAAUGCCUUAGCAAUGAAGAUAACAAGUUUAUUCUUGAUGCUGCUGCAAAGUUCUGUGUUGAAAUCGCAACUCAUCGACAUGGAUGCUGUGUUAUGCAACGUUGUAUUACACACUCCACUGGGAAACAUCGAGACAAAUUAAUAACUGAAAUUUCAAAAAAUUCACUUUUCCUUGCUCAAGAUCCUUUUGGAAAUUAUGUUGUGCAAUAUAUUAUAGAGCAAAAGAGCCCGUCUGCCAUUGUCAAUUUGCUUUCUCAAUUUAAAGGGCACUACGUACACCUCUCCAUGCAGAAAUUUAGCAGUCAUGUGGUUGAAAAGUGCCUUAAUCAUUUGGACGAGAGCCAGGAACAAAUUAUUCGUGAAUUGAUCUCAGUGUCACGCUUUGAACAGCUAUUGCAAGAUCCAUUUGCCAACUAUGUCAUUCAAUCUGCCCUGGCAGUCACUAAGGGUUCUCUUCAUUCUAUACUGGCUGAUGCAGUCCGACCCCAUGUGAUUUUACGUACCAAUCCAUACAGUAAGAGGAUUUUCUCAAGGAAUCUCCUGAAGAAAUAAUGUAAUACUGUGGCAACUAAAUGUAGAAUGUCAUCAGAAUUUGCUGCUGAUAUCCUGGUUCGAAAUUUCAAAACUCUCUGCAUGAGUCUGAAGAAUAGAAAUUGAAGUUUAGUUCUGUUUAUGAUGCAGGUAUGAACUUGUAUUAUUCUGUUAGUCCUGUUGUUGUCUUGUGUAUCAAACUUCAAAUGUAAUUUUGCACGGUCAGAAACUUGAUUAUCUGUUUCCAAGUUUUGUAAUACGUGAUACCAGGAUAUUUUUCUCCAUCAUGUUCCAUUGUUUCUCAAGUUGAAAAUGCACAGAAAUUUGUCUUUCA
Molecule: messenger RNA, 3724 nt
Organism: Hevea brasiliensis (rubber tree)
Lineage: Eukaryota; Viridiplantae; Streptophyta; Magnoliopsida; Malpighiales; Euphorbiaceae
Exons: 6
Coding region: 949-3411 (820 amino acids)
Biological process (GO): post-transcriptional regulation of gene expression
Cellular component (GO): cytoplasm
Molecular function (GO): mRNA binding
Source: RefSeq, a predicted model, not a curated record